Rhagoletis zephyria (snowberry fruit fly) is the source of this 2613-nucleotide messenger RNA. The record is from RefSeq and is a predicted model, not a curated record. NCBI's taxonomy places the organism in Eukaryota, Metazoa, Arthropoda, Insecta, Diptera, Tephritidae.
AUGUGUGACAUACUAUUCAAAGGACUAAACAGUGCUUUGUCAUUUCUGAAAGUGAUUCUUUUAUUGCUAUUGACAUGUAAUAUCGGCGCGACCAUUUACAUUAUUGUGACUAUUUCAGGGGACCACCAGAAGGUGUUGCCCUUCAUUGGCAUUGAUAAAGCUUUCAAAAGCAAAAAUGACGAAGUGGCUGACCUGAAAGAAGCCAUCUACAAGGGAGUCUAUGAAGAGAUGACCUUCUUCUUGGUGCUCGAGUUUCUCGGACUCUUCAGUAUUCUCUUUAACAGAUCAACAUCGCAACUCUUGACGAGUUUGUCAUCGCGAGGCAUCCGAUUCUUCAACUCUUCUUCAACAUGUCUCGCCAAGAACGUUGCCAUGAGCAAGUUCGACCCGGAGCCUGUUCCGUACGAAAAGCUGAACAACAAUUUGAAGAUUGUCAAGGACCGACUCCAGCGUCCUUUGACCCUUUCUGAAAAGGUGUUGUACUCGCAUCUGGACAACCCCAAGGAGCAGGACAUUGCUCGAGGUCAAAGCUACCUGAGACUGCGACCUGAUCGUGUUGCCAUGCAAGAUGCCACGGCUCAAAUGGCCAUGCUCCAGUUCAUCUCCAGCGGUCUUCCAAAAGUGGCUGUCCCUUCCACCGUCCACUGCGAUCACUUGAUCGAAGCUCAACUCGGUGGCGACAAAGACUUGAACCGUGCCAAGGACAUCAACAAGGAGGUGUACAACUUCUUGGCAACUGCAUCCGCCAAGUACGGAGUCGGCUUCUGGAAGCCAGGCAGCGGUAUUAUUCACCAGAUCAUCUUGGAAAACUACGCUUUCCCUGGCAUCCUUCUCAUCGGCACAGACAGUCACACUGUCAACGGUGGCGGCCUGGGAGGCCUUUGCAUUGGCGUUGGCGGUGCUGACGCCGUCGAUGUGAUGGCUGACAUCCCCUGGGAGCUAAAGUGCCCCAAUGUGAUCGGCGUCAAUCUCACCGGUCGUCUGAAUGGCUGGACUUCAUCAAAGGACGUCAUUCUCAAGGUGGCCGACAUUCUCACUGUCAAGGGCGGUACUGGUGCCAUCGUCGAGUACUUUGGCCCUGGCGUUGACUCCAUCUCAUGCACUGGAAUGGGCACCAUCUGCAACAUGGGUGCUGAAAUUGGCGCCACAACCUCAAUCUUCCCCUACAACUCUCGAAUGCGUGACUAUCUUGCCGCCACUGAGCGAAAGGCGAUUGCCAGCCUCGCUGACGAGUACAAAGACCUGCUCAGCGCUGAUAAGGGCUGCAAGUACGAUAGUGUGAUUGAAAUCAACCUCGACACACUGGAGCCGCACGUUAACGGCCCCUUCACUCCUGAUCUGGCCCACCCCAUCUCAAAGUUGGGCGAAAAUGCCAAGAAGAACGGCUACCCACUGGAGGUGAAGGUUGGCCUGAUUGGCAGCUGCACCAACAGCAGCUACGAAGACAUGAACCGAUCGGUCAGUCUGGCGAAGCAGGCGCUGAAGCACGGUCUGAAGAGCAAGUCCAUCUUCACCGUCACCCCUGGCUCGGAGCAGAUUCGCGCCACCAUUGAGCGCGACGGACAGGCUGCUGUCCUGCGUGAGUUUGGCGGCAUUGUCCUCGCCAAUGCUUGUGGCCCGUGCAUCGGCCAGUGGGACCGAAAGGACGUGAAGAAGGGCGAGAAGAACACCAUCGUUUCCUCGUACAACCGCAACUUUACCGGCCGAAACGACGCCAACCCUGCCACCCAUGCCUUUGUCACCUCUCCCGAGAUGGUCACCGCGCUGGCCAUUGCCGGUCGACUGGACUUUAACCCUCUCACCGAUGAGUUGGUCGGUGCUGACGGCAAAAAGUUCAAGCUCGAGCCGCCCACCGGCGACGAGCUGCCCAGCAAGGGAUUCGACCCUGGCCAGGACACCUUCCAGGCGCCGCCCAAGGAUGGCUCCAAAGUGUCCGUCGAUGUCGACCCCAAGAGUCAGCGUCUGCAGCUCCUCAGCCCCUUUGACAAGUGGGACGGUAAGGACCUGGAGGACUUAACUGUGCUGAUCAAGGUCAAGGGCAAGUGCACCACUGAUCACAUCAGCGCGGCUGGUCCCUGGCUCAAGUAUCGCGGCCACUUGGACAACAUCUCCAACAAUAUGUUUAUCGGAGCCAUUAACUCUGAAAACAAUGAGGCCAACAAAAUUAAGAACCAGCUGACCGGAGAGUGGGGCGGUGUGCCGGACGUUGCCCGCGACUACAAGGCCAAGGGCGUCAAGUGGGUCGCCGUUGGUGAUGAGAACUACGGCGAGGGAAGUAGCCGAGAGCAUGCCGCUCUUGAGCCCCGUCACCUCGGUGGUCGUGCCAUCAUUGUCAAGAGUUUUGCCCGAAUUCACGAAACAAACUUGAAAAAGCAAGGUCUCCUGCCUUUGACCUUUGCCAACGCCGCCGAUUACGACAAAAUCCAGCCCACCGACAAGAUUUCAAUUACUGGCCUGAAGGACUUGACCCCCGGAAAGCCAAUCAAGGCAGUUAUCAAGCACAAGGAUGGCUCCUCGGACACCAUCACCCUCAACCACACCCUUAAUGACCUCCAAAUUGGCUGGUUCAAGGCCGGUAGCGCUCUCAAUCGCAUGAAGGAGCUGAAAAAAUAA